AUGCCUUCAGCCUUGGACCCUGAUGAUGACUUGUGGAUGGCCAUCAAACAAAUCUCCCAAUCAUCCGUGGGAUCAGAUUACAUCGACCAGCUGAUCCCCAUCAUGAAGGACCCACGCUACUCAAACCAGCUACAAAUCACAUUUGACCGCUAUGCCAACGAUCGGGAAAGCGAGAUUGAGCGAAUAUGCAAUGCGAAUCAUCAAGAUUUCGUCAGUUCAGUCGACUCACUACUCAGAAUACGAGACCAGACUGUGCAGAUGAGUGGCGAGAUCCUGCAGCUCAACGAGUCGAUCCAAGAAAGCAUUGAGAAGCUGGCGGAGCAGAAAAAAGCUCUCGUUGAUUCGCGAGGCGUGCGUCAAAACAUCGAUGAAGCAUCUCAAGCCCUGAACGCGUGUUUAAACGUACUGCGAAUCGCCAAUGCGGUCCAAGAUAUGCUGAGGGAAAAGAACUACUAUGCAGCAUUACGAGCGCUAGACGAGCUGCAGACGAUCCAUUUGAAGGAAAUCAACCGUUUUAAGAUCGCCAAUUUGAUCGAAAAAUCUAUACCGCAAACCCAAGAACAAAUCAGAGAAGCAGUCAAGAACGAUUUGAGUACAUGGCUCUAUCGCAUCCGCGAGUCGGCGCAAUUCUUGGGCGAGGUCUCAUUCUACUACACCGAUGUACGUAGGACGCGCAAUCAAGAGCGCGCCGAGGCCGACCAACGCUUCUCGAAGUUCAAACUGAACUCAGCAAUCGAACUUGUAGCCGAUGAGACAGACGAGUUCGACGUGCUAAACAAUGAGGAAGCUGGAAAUGAGACAGACUUCUCGCCGUUAUUUGAGGCGAUGCACAUCAAUGAGACGCUCGGUAAGAGCGAUCAAUUCAGAUUAGAGUACGCCUCGGAUCGAAGAACUCAGAAAGACCUUAUCAUACCGAACAAGCUCAACUUGCUGGAUGAGGAGUGCGGCGACUUGAGCAGCUUGUUAGAGAGCAUUGCUGGUUAUGCGAUCAUCGAGAAGGCUACUAUGUCGAAGACUCUCAACCUGCGGUCACAAGCUGAUGUCGACGAAUUAUGGGACUCAAUGUGUCAAAGCGCCAUCAAUCUCAUCACUAGCCAACUCCACACCGUCGAGAACGACGAGCUGCUCCUAAAGAUCAAGGGCCGUAUUGCGCUUUUUAUGCUGACAAUGGAGAAAUGGGGCUACUCCGUAUCUGCAAUGAACGACCUUCUCUUAACGCUCUUCUCCAAAUACUCCACCCUCCUGAAACACCGCUUCAGCGAGGACUUUCUCGAGAUUGUACACACCGACGACUACAUGCCUAUGCCGAUCAACUCGAGCGAAGAGUAUGAUAAGGUUGUUUCAGUAUCCUGGUACAACCCUCCGGCCUCCAACGAACCACUCACAUUCCCAUGUGUUCUACCAUUCUCUCAGAUGUACCCGCUAUGUUGCAUCGAUAUUCGGAAUUUCUUGAAUCAAAUCUACCUGUUCAGCGACGACUACUUCCAGAAGAGUAGUAUCAUUGAUGAGACGUUGAGGACGAGUCUGGAUGAGCUACUGUGCGAGAAAGUCUGUGGUAGUCUCAUAGAAAAGCUCGCCAGUCAAUAUCCAGGACAGAUUGUCCAAAUCUUGACUAAUCUGGAACACUUCGAGAAUGCUUGUGUGGAGCUACAAGAUCUGCUCUUCGAAGCGCGCUCUUCACCAUCAGCGACAGGCCCUAUCGUCCUUGCGGCAACGGAACGUUUCGCGAAAGCCAAGAACACCGCCUCAAACCGCGUCUUCGAGCUCGUGAAUAGCAAGAUUGACGACUUGAUCGAAACAGCAGAGUACGAUUGGAUGGCUACCAAACCGCAGACUGAACCUUCGACAUACAUGUUGGAGCUGACUAGGUAUCUCUCCAACAUAAUGUCUUCGGUGCUUCUAGCCCUGCCGACAGAGAUUAAGGAAUUCAUCUACUUUGAUGCAUUGUCACAUGCUUCCACCGCCAUCCUCGACCUCCCCCUCGCCGAUAACAUCAAACGCAUCUCCCCUGCUGCUGUUGCCACCCUAGCUGCUGAUACCACCUUCCUGAGCGAAUUCGUCAGCUCGCUCAACAACCCUAUCUUGAUGGAGAAUUUGGACGAGUUGACACAGACUGUAGCAUUGAUGGGCACGGAUAACGAAUUGGAGUUCUACGACAUCGCACAAAGGAACAAGAAGUACAGUAAGGUUGACCAAAUCAAGGGCGCCGUCCUACUUGAGAAGGUACAGGAGGGGGCACAGAUCGCAGCACAGAGCCCAACGGUAACCACCGGUAGGGAGCGCUUCGGUACUAUAGGUUCUAGGUUCGGUAUUCGGUAG
Messenger RNA from Alternaria burnsii, 2319 nucleotides. Its product is annotated as exocyst complex subunit sec15-like protein. NCBI's taxonomy places the organism in Eukaryota, Fungi, Ascomycota, Dothideomycetes, Pleosporales, Pleosporaceae. Gene Ontology annotation, cellular component: exocyst; membrane. The coding region runs from base 1 to 2319 and encodes 772 amino acids. The record is from RefSeq and is a predicted model, not a curated record. The transcript has 4 exons. Gene Ontology annotation, biological process: exocytosis; intracellular protein transport; Golgi to plasma membrane transport.